This is a messenger RNA of Lycium barbarum (goji berry), 1269 nucleotides long. Its product is annotated as peroxidase 11-like. The coding region runs from base 53 to 1090 and encodes 345 amino acids. The transcript is spliced from 4 exons. The record is from RefSeq and is a predicted model, not a curated record. Gene Ontology annotation, biological process: hydrogen peroxide catabolic process; response to oxidative stress. NCBI's taxonomy places the organism in Eukaryota, Viridiplantae, Streptophyta, Magnoliopsida, Solanales, Solanaceae. Gene Ontology annotation, molecular function: peroxidase activity; heme binding.
CAUCUUCACUGCUCACUAGGAUUUCAUCAAAGCAAAAAUUAGAAGAUCAAAAAUGGCUUCUAUUAAUUUUGUUCACUCAAGAAUUGUGAUUUUGGAAUUCUUGAUUUUGGUAUUUAUUGGUAUUUGUUUUAGCAAAUUGCAUGGGAUUAGUGAUUCACAUUUGAGUCUUGAUUAUUACAAGAAAACAUGUCCUUCUGUAGAAGGAAUUGUGAGGAAAGAAAUGGAAUGUGCAUGUCUUUCUGAUCCUCGUAAUGCUGCUUUGAUUUUGAGAUUACAUUUCCAUGACUGCUUUGUUCAGGGUUGCGAUGGCUCGGUAUUGCUGGAUGAUACAGUGACAUUAAAAGGAGAAAAGAAUGCUCCAAACAACAAGAAUGCAUUGAAAGGAUUCAAAAUUAUUGAUAGAAUUAAAAACAGGCUUGAAUCUGAGUGUCCAGGAAUUGUUUCUUGUGCUGAUAUUCUAACUAUUGCUGCUAGAGAUGCUGUUCUUUUGGUUGGUGGACCUUAUUGGGAUGUUCCAGUAGGUAGAAAAGAUUCAAAAACUGCAGCAUAUGAAUUGACUGAUACAAAUCUUCCAACAGCUGAUGAAGGACUUAUUUCUAUUAUUUCUAAGUUUAUGUCACAAGGACUUUCUAUUACUGAUAUGGUUGCUCUUUCUGGUGCACACACAAUAGGGAAAGCAAGGUGUGUGAACUUCAGAAAAAGAAUUUAUGGAGAUUUCAGAAUGACAACUUCUAUGAUGAAUCCAAUUUCCUCCUCAUACCUAAGUAAAUUAAAAUCAUUGUGUCCUCCAAUUGGAAGUGGAUCAUCAGACAACAAUGAAACAUCAAUGGACAAUGUUACUCCAGAAUUAUUUGACAAUUCCUAUUACCAUGUCUUGCUUAAAGGAGAAGGACUCAUAAAUUCAGACCAAGAACUUUAUUCAAGUUUCCUUGCAAUUCAAACUAAGAAAAUUGUUGAGAAAUAUGCUGCAAAUACAAUAGCAUUUUUUGAACAAUUUGCUGAGUCAAUGGUGAAAAUGGGAAAUAUUACAAAUCCAGAUACUUAUGUGGAUGGAGAAGUUAGAAAGAGCUGCAGGUUUGUGAAUACAUAAUAGUGUGUCAACUUUUGGAGUUGUUUAUAGAAAAAAAAAAUUGAGUUUAUUUAUGUGAUACACAAAUUGAAAAGAACAUUGAGAAUUUGUUUGUGUUUUCUAUUUGAUUUGUUUGUAAUUUCUCAAAAAGAAAGUUCUAUGAUUUAUUAUUGAGAAUUGAAGCUUUUGUUAUAAUGAAA